Dentiscutata heterogama is the source of this 390-nucleotide messenger RNA. Lineage: Eukaryota; Fungi; Glomeromycota; Glomeromycetes; Diversisporales; Gigasporaceae. The record is from the annotation of a GenBank genome assembly.
AUGAUACAAAAUGAAAACCACUUUUAUGAGAAGCUUAGAAAAGCACAAACUAUCUCUUCAGAGAAUGAUUCAGAAGUUUAUGCUAAACCACCUUGCAAAGUGCCUGAGAAGUUAACUUCAAAAGAAUUAUCUGAGAUUAUAGAGGUUUUUCUGGGACUAUCAUCUGCUGAGAUGAAUAUGCAAGAAAAGCAAAAAAAGAAAAAGAAACUGUUAAAGCAUGGAUCUAUUCAAAAUUCUAACUUAUCUAAAAUUUCAGCUGAGGGUCCUUGCCAAAACUCCUUACUAGAUGUCUUAUAUAAUCUAAUUGCUUCAAUUAAAAAAGAUCAUAUAGAAUCAGAGGAAUCCAUGCGUGAAUCAGAAAAGCUCUUUGCUCUUAACACACUUCACUAA